Messenger RNA from Syngnathoides biaculeatus (alligator pipefish), 4790 nucleotides. Its product is annotated as serine/threonine-protein kinase 38-like. Bases 376 to 1767 code for a protein of 463 amino acids. Lineage: Eukaryota; Metazoa; Chordata; Actinopteri; Syngnathiformes; Syngnathidae. Gene Ontology annotation, molecular function: ATP binding; protein serine/threonine kinase activity. The transcript is spliced from 14 exons. The record is from RefSeq and is a predicted model, not a curated record. Gene Ontology annotation, biological process: intracellular signal transduction; peptidyl-serine phosphorylation.
AUAUAUCUAUAUAUUUUUUUUCACCAUUUAAGACUGAACGACCGACACGCUUCAGACAGCAGAGGGGGACAAAUGAAGGCCGUUGAUUUUUUUUUAAAAAAUAUUAUAAUUUAAUAUUGCCCUUCUGUUAGCACCAUGUUUUGUUUUUGAUAUCGGCUGUUUACUGUGUAGCUGAAUAGAGGUCCCCCCCCACCCCACCCGCCCCCUCCCAGUUAAGGGUGCCGGUUAGCUAAAUAACUGGAGCCUCCAACCUUUUCUGCCUACAUUUUUGGGGGCAGAAAAGACGCUCGAAGUCCAAAUAUUCUCGUUUCCCUUGGGGUCGUGGGGCUGGCGCCUAGCCAACAUUUGACUCUGGAGCCGGACACGGAGGAUAGCAUGGCCGUGACAGGAGGGACUGCAACCGCCCUCCCGAUGAGCAACCACACCCGAGAGAGGGUGACGGUGGCCAAGCUGACGCUGGAGAACUUCUACAGCACGCUCCUCACCCAGCACGAGGAGCGCGAGAUGAGGCGAAAGAAGUUGGAGAAGGCCAUGGAUGAUGAGGGUUUACCAGAUGAGGAGAAAGUCAUGCGACGUUCACAGCACGCUCGGAAGGAGACCGAGUUUUUGAGGUUGAAGAGGACGCGGCUCGGCUUGGACGACUUUGAGUCCCUUAAAGUCAUCGGACGCGGUGCUUUUGGAGAAGUGCGUUUGGUGCAAAAAAAGGACACAGGCCACAUUUACGCCAUGAAGAUUUUACGAAAAGCCGACAUGCUGGAGAAAGAGCAGGUCGCUCACAUCCGGGCGGAGAGGGAUAUUCUCGUCGAGGCAGACGGCGCAUGGGUGGUGAAGAUGUUUUACAGUUUCCAGGACAAGAGGAACCUUUACCUCAUCAUGGAAUUUCUGCCUGGAGGCGACAUGAUGACGCUCCUGAUGAAGAAGGACACCCUGUCCGAAGAGGCCACCCAGUUCUACAUCGCUGAGACGGUCCUGGCCAUCGAUUCCAUCCACCAGCUGGGCUUCAUCCACAGAGAUAUCAAACCGGACAACCUGCUGCUCGACUCCAGGGGACACGUGAAGCUGUCCGAUUUUGGCUUGUGUACCGGACUGAAAAAAGCCCACCGCACGGAAUUUUACAGAAACCUGACGCACAACCCACCCAGCGACUUUUCCUUUCAAAACAUGAACUCCAAGCGGAAAGCAGAAACAUGGAAGAAGAACCGGAGACAGCUGGCUUAUUCCACGGUGGGAACGCCAGACUACAUCGCCCCCGAAGUCUUCAUGCAGACAGGCUACAACAAGCUGUGCGACUGGUGGUCUUUAGGGGUCAUCAUGUAUGAGAUGCUGAUCGGCUAUCCGCCGUUUUGCUCCGAGACGCCGCAGGAAACGUACAGGAAAGUGAUGAACUGGAAGGAGACCCUCGUGUUCCCCCCCGAAGUCCCGAUCUCAGAGAGAGCCAAGGACUUGAUACUGCGGUAUUGCACUGAUGCUGAGAACAGAGUUGGGGCCGGCAGCGUGGAGGAGAUCAAAAGCCAUCAGUUUUUUGAGUCUGUGGACUGGGAGCACAUCAGAGAGCGUCCUGCGGCCAUCUCCAUCGAGAUAAAAAGCAUCGACGACACCUCCAAUUUUGAUGACUUCCCGGAAUCCGACAUACUCCAGCCAGCAAAUGCAACGGAACCCGACUUCAAGUCCAAGGAUUGGGUGUUCCUCAACUACACUUACAAACGCUUCGAGGGCCUGACUCAACGAGGGACCAUCCCCACGUACAUGAAGCCAGGGAAGGCGUGACGGGCUCACACAGGGAGUACAAAAAACAAAACAAAACAAAAGACAUUCACGGACGUAACAGGGUCGGGGCCCCUCGUCGGCCCUCGCUGGCGCUGAAGGCCGAGCCGCCUCUCAGUCUACUUGUAAACCGCCCUCGCGCCACCAAGUUAUUAAGCUCUGCUCUGCCGCCGGCAAAGAAGUUUUCACGUCACCUGUGGUCGGUUUACGUGCUAUACAGUACGUGAGCCACGUGCAGCCCGCAGCUCUCAGGCCAGCUCAAGUCAACAAACCACACGCGCAGGCAGGCGUCACCUCGGAAACGGCCGCGUGCCAAUCACUGCUUUGUCGCGUUAGUCGUUUGAACGUUGGUCAUUUUAAACUAGCUCAUAUGUAAAAACAAGUACCGGCUACUGAACAUAAACUGCAGUCGCACUCUGGAAGGUUUCAGCAUGAUUGGCAAUGUUUUGCACUUCCCCGUCGGAUGCUGCGCGUUUCCUCAGAUUAUGUUUUUCGCUUUAAUCGACAUGAGUCAUCCCCUUGAAAAUAUAUUUUUUUAAAAAAGUGCCCCACCUGAAGUAUAUGAUGAUCUCACGAAUAAAAACAAAAGUAGUUGAAUGCAGAUCAAAAGUUUUUUUGGGGGGACCUAUCCUCCAUUUUUUUUUUUUUUCAGUUUAUUCAACAGAUGGCGGCACGGUGGAUCAGCUGGUAAAACGUUGGCCUCACAGUUCUGAGGUCCCGUGUUCGAUCCCGGCCCCGCCUGCGUGGGUUUUCCUUUUCUCCGGGCACUCCAAAAACAUGUAACAUUAAUUGGACACUCUAAAUUGCCCCAAGGUGUGAUUGUGAGUGCGACUGUUGUCUGUCUCCAUGUGCCCUGCAAUUAGCUGGCGACCAGUUCAGGGUCUACCCCCACCUCUUGCCUGUCAUCAGAUAGGCUCCAGCCCUCCCCGCGACCCAUUGUGAGGAUAAGCGGCAAAAGAAAAUGGAUGGAUGGAUUAAUUGGACACUCUAAAUUGCCGCUAGGUGUGAUUGUGAGUGCGACUGUUGUCUGUUUCGCUCUGCGUGCCCUGCGAUUGGCUAGCAACCAGUUCACGGUGUACCCCCGCCUCCUGCCCGUCGACAGCUGGGAUAGGCUCCAGCGCUUCCCGCGACCCAUUGUGAGGAUAAGCGGCUAAGAAAAUGGAUGGAGGAAAAACUGUGACUACAAAGUGGUGCUUUGCCACUAUUUUGUGGCAUCAGUAAAUGCAUCAAGGUGCUAAGCGCAUCAAUUACUUGUGCAUUUUCACUGUUAUUACUGUUUUAUUAUGCUUUAUUGUGGUUAGUUAAUGCUAACAGGUGGAUACAAUGGUUUGAUUGUACCUUACGCCAUCUAGUGGAACUGCAUGUAAUUGUAAGUUUUACUGGCUCACUAAAAAUUCAUUUUUAGACCAAUUAAGUGGAAUUAGACAAUUAUUCUGACACGUCUGACGACCUCACGUCGCACACUGGUUGCUAAUAAAUGUCUGCAGUUGUGCAACUAAACAACCUCGGUCACUUUUUGAGGAAAUAGGGUAUUUCUCACACUUGUUGAAAGUAUCUCAGGAAAAAAAAAAGUGUAGUUUUUCUGUCUUUUUUUUUCUCAUUUAAAAUGCAACACAAUCCGACUAAUAUGUGGUUGUCGUGUUGUUUAUAUGAGUUGGUGUGUUAGUUGCCUCCAUGUGUAAAAAAACAAAAAAAAAAAGGGUGGAUUGUAGUUGGUAUUACAGGGUAAAUAAAAUAUGGUAGCUUUCAGGAAACAGGGAUGUUAAAUAUAGAGUGUAAUUUUGACAUUUCAUAUGCAGGUAAAGGUUUAGUUUCACCAAAAAGCAGAACAAAUCAUGCUGAAAUCUUCCUCGUGCUCCUUCGGAUGAAAGUAUCGCGUGUCACUUGACGUUCACACGUUUAUGAUCGUUCUUAACAAUAUUUCUGCCCCUUGGUUUAUGAAUUUGAAUCAAAUGAGGCCUAAACACUUCCUUCUAAGAAGUGCCUUUGCGUACAGCUGGUAAUUAAUACUGUAUCAAUGUUAUUCGCGAUUAAUCAAAUGGCCUUUUUAAAAAAAAAAAAAAAAAAAGGGAAAAGUCGAUUUAAAAUGGUUGCGGGGGGGAAAAAAAGUGAAGAGAUUUUUAGGUCAGCUUCACACACAAAACCGCUCAUAAGAGUUAAAAAAGACGAGCAAUAAAGUUGACGAGAUGCACUGAUAAGAAAGGAAGCUCAUAAAAUGAUGUGCGGCAAAGCAAACAAUAGACAAAAAAAAAAGACUAUGAAUCAAGAUGUAGCUGAUGCUUGAUGCACUUAACCUCAAACUACCUUGAAGUAUUAAUAUAAUCCUACACGUGUCCAAAUAGUGUUACAAUUCUUGUUUAAAAAAACAAACGAAAAAAACUUCAAGACAGGAGAAAAACAUUGCUGAUGUUGUUCCCGUUUUGACCACACGAUGGCACCAUUGCCCCAGAAGGAAUUGAGGCAAAUAUUGCCAACUCAGUCCAGUAGAAGCAAAGGAUUGAUUAUGAUGUUUAUAUUUUAGCGUUAUUUAUUAUAUGUACGUCUCUGAAUCAAGUCUUUAUUCUCCUAUUUUUACCACCUUGGAAUAUAUAUUAAUUUUAUAUUUGAACCCAGUUACAUAUGAUUUCGUAAAUACAAAAUAGAUCAUAAAAUAUGGGAUUUAAUUUAUGAGAUAACACUGAAGAAAUGACACUUUGCUACAAUUUAAGUAAUCAAAGUACAGUUUGUGUAGACGUUUUUAUCUCAUGAAAUGAUGAUAAUAUAAUUCUGAAAAUGUGAGGGGAGAUGAGUUGUUACUAUAGAAAGUAAAGGACCAAACUAAUUUAUUUUUAUGUGUUAGCGUCAUAAAAAAAAAAAAUCAUCGCAAUAAAGAGUCAGGACAAUGUUGUUGGAUUUAUUUGUGCGAUGACGUGUUCGUAUGUCUAUUGUAGCGCGGUUAAAAAGAGGUCACAGGGGAAAUGCUAGUAAUAUAUUCACAUGGUAACUUUUUAUGUUAUGACAAAAUUAAAAAAAAAAAGUCAAUCACA